AACCACAGCAAUCACCAAGCCUCAGCAACUCAGCAGUCUAUUACUACUACCACCGCUACAUCCAACCAUCCAGCAAUAUAUCAAGUCCACCUUCCAAGGCUUAGCCAACAACAACAACCACUCUCCACUACCAAGUCGUCAUACCCACGUCGACUUACACCAACAAACAACCAAGCCAACUUCCAGUUCGCAACACACAAAACCGUCGCAAUGGCCGCCACAUCCUUCUUCGACCUGCCCGAGCAGCGCCCCUCGCAGCUCCCUCCCUGCCCUGGCCCUCCCCCGAACCGCCCUCUGCCUCCUCUUCCCAAGAGCGGUUAAGCAGUUGGCAUUCCACCAGGGGCAAUACCUCAAGAACACGACCACCAGAACACUAUGCAACUCUCAUGGCGGCAUCGCUUGGGCUACUACCAUUCGUCACACUACCAUUGAGUGACGCCAUGACAGCAAACCCGGCAAUACAAUGGCACCGGCUCUAAUACACAUUGUCCACAACGCCUGCCUGCCUGUCUGCCUGCCGCGGCUACCUCGCUGCCAUCGGCACACCUCUACGGCGGCAGCUUGCGCCCGCCGCGUCUUCUCGACAUGGCUGCGAUGGGCCUCAGAAUCCAUCCGGCGCAUCUCUGCUCGCUCGCCUCCGGCACCCAAAUACUUCCCCCCACGAGAGCUGGUCCCUCUGGGACUCUGCUUCGACCUCCCCUGCCUGCCUUACCAGCACGCAGCACACCAUCGUCUUACUACACACACACACACAUUUAAUAGGCGGCCUGCAUACGACAACCAGCCGGAGCAGCCGCCGAGCAUGAACACGGGUCUACUUGGGAGCACACAUUGGAAUUUUGGGGCCACUUUUGACACCCACACACACACAUGUAUCACUAUUACAGAAAGCAUGGCAUUGGGUGGGGCGAACUAUCACUACGGGACGGCGUCUUGUCUUUAUAUCACACAUCAUGUAAGGCGCCCCAGCACAGGCGUGACAUUUGACAUGUCGCGCCCUGCAGUCUGGCUUGCGACCUCGGGAAAGCAACGGGAUACCCACAGGGAGGAUAACAUUUGGAUUUUCUCAUCACUUUUCAUCGCGGGGAGCUGGCAAUCGCCCUCCCAAGACUUAGGACAUCAAAUAAUGAACGAGAGAGGCUUGCCUUUUGGCAGCCGCAUUAUUACCUGAUCA
Messenger RNA from Microdochium trichocladiopsis, 1174 nucleotides. RefSeq lists its product as uncharacterized. The record is from RefSeq and is a predicted model, not a curated record. The coding region runs from base 464 to 1171 and encodes 235 amino acids. NCBI's taxonomy places the organism in Eukaryota, Fungi, Ascomycota, Sordariomycetes, Xylariales, Microdochiaceae. The transcript has a single exon.